AUGCCAGAUGCGGCAUUUCACGAGCUCGGUCAGAACCACUAUCUGCGCUGCCACGAGCAGCUGCCGUCUCCCCUCGUCUAUUAUGUAACCGUCACCCGCGAGGGUGGGAGAGAACUGGAAGAUCGAGCCAUCGACUGGCUCCCCAACCCAGGCCGGAGGCUGCGCGUGCGCACCGAGUCCAGCCACGACGAGAGGGAACGACGGGAGGGUCCACGGAACCGGGCCGGCCUCUCGCGGGAGAAUCUCGACACGGACGGAAUGCCAGAUGCCAGCCGAGGGGGUUUCUUCACUCUUACGGGGUCCUACGUUAGCAAAAUCGCCAAUGUCACUUUCACAUCAGUUACAGAAGCGAUGGAACGUGUCGUGAAUUUACCGUUCGUGUGUCCAGGCGCCGGUUGCGUGCCGUCCCCGUUCGACUGCUAUCUCACCCUCCGAAGCCUGAAGACGCUGUCGCUGCGCAUGCGCCGCCACAUGACCUCCAGCCUCCAGGUCGCCCAGUUCCUCGCCUCGCACCCGCUGGUCGAGAGGGUCAUCCACCCGGGACUGGAGGAUUACGAGUACAAGGAGCUGUUGAGGAGGCAGACCAAGGGAUACAGCGGGAUGCUGUCCUUCUACGUCGCGGGGGACAGAGAGACGGCGCGGCUCUUCACGGGACACCUCAAGAUCGUGACUCAUGCCGACAGCCUCGGCGGGGCCGAGAGCGUCGUCAAGAUCCCGUGA
Messenger RNA from Darwinula stevensoni, 720 nucleotides. The record is from the annotation of a GenBank genome assembly. NCBI's taxonomy places the organism in Eukaryota, Metazoa, Arthropoda, Ostracoda, Podocopida, Darwinulidae.